Coturnix japonica (Japanese quail) is the source of this 9632-nucleotide messenger RNA. RefSeq names its product coiled-coil domain containing 73 (gene CCDC73). Lineage: Eukaryota; Metazoa; Chordata; Aves; Galliformes; Phasianidae. The record is from RefSeq and is a predicted model, not a curated record.
CUCUCUGGCUAUUUAUUCUGUAAUUACAACUAUACACUUGUAUUAUUCCAACUAUACAUCCAGCAUAUAAAUAAUAUUAUCAGUUUGAAAAUAAUUUGGAAGAUCCACAUGGUUACUUAGGACAGUCCCCUUAUAUGUUAUUGUUCCUCAAACAUUUUGAAGGCAGUUUGACUCUUUGCAUUCAUAGCCUCAUUCUUAUUUUAUUUUACACUUAGGGAUGUUAUUUCCCAGCCUGGAUGAAGAAAUUCAUGGCUUUCACUUGAGAGGUGGUAGUAUGGUUAUGAGAACAUAAACAGUUAGGUAUGUUUUAGACUGCAAGGAUGUAGGUACAAGAAGGAUGGAGUAGGAAGAAGUGAAGAAUAAACAAUGUGAUACUGCACAAAUGAGUCUAGAAAAACUGUUUUGAGAUGCUUUUCUUCCCUGCAGAUGGCUUUAACAGAGUGUAUUUGUGAAAUCAGCUUUAUAACAUUAGAAAACUAAACAAAAAGUAGUGUGUUACCAAACUGCCUUGAAAAUGUCUGCUUAGGAUUAAUUUAGAGAAUCCUUUCAACCAAAAAGUAUGUGUACGUAUUUAUCAUGUUAAUAAAGAUAUAUUCAAUUAAUUUUGAAAACCAGAGUAGAAAAUUAAUUUCCCUCCCACAGUCUUAAUGAAGAAAUAAAGAAACUAAUUUCCCAUUGCUGUUAGAGGGGUAAUCCACUCCUUCACAUAUUAAGAAAUUAAUGUAAUACAUCCACUCAGGCAAAGAGUCCCUGCUUCUUUACCUGCCCCCGGUCUCUUACAUCAGCUUGUUUUGUGUAGUGCAAUUAUGGAGAAGAAAACUGAACAAAACUAACUCUAAGCUUAGUCUCAUGCUGUCCCCAAAAAAGCCAUUAAUUGAGUUGGGUGAUGUUUUCCAGUUCUUUCUUGUAAUAAGAACAGCUUAGUUGCCUACCUGAUACAUGAAUUUAAAAGAAGGCAGUAAAAGUAUUAAGGGAAAAUGGUGAUUGGCUUUAUAUCCCUAUGUAUAUAUGACUUUUUUGAUGUAGUAACAAGGCCUUCCUUUUUGUUUGACCUCAAAGAAAGUUGUUUCUGAAUAAAAAUAAGAUCAAGUUAUUCUAAGGUAUUUGAGAUAUGCAUUUGGACAAUGGUCAGGGUUACAGUACUGGAAUCUUUUAUUGCUGUGUUUACUUAAGUAGCUCGCAUGUCCCCAUAGACAUUCAGUGAGUGCUGAUGGAAGUCAGCGGGCGCCAUUUUCCCGCCUGCAGUUGCUCAAUGGUCUCUUUGCUUCUGCACCAGGCGCCAUUUUGUCAUCGUGCCCCUCUGCUGCCAUACAACAACAUGGGGCAGGAUGUUGGUGGGAAGGGUCGUGGAGGUUCGUGCUGAUGUCAGAGAUGAUAUUCCUGCCAAAGCACAGAGCUGUGUGAGAUAGACAAGUUCUAAGAAUGGACAAAGACCUUAAAAUGCAGGCACUUGACUCUGCUCUUCAGGGUCCAUCAGAGACAUUGCUUUCCAUUCGUCUCCUGGACUUCAAAACAAGUUUAUUGGAGACUAUAGAAGAACUGCGUAUUAGAAGGGAAACAGAGAUAAAUUAUGAAGAUCAAUUAAGUAAAAUUGUUGUGGAGAAACAGGAACUCGAGUGGCAGAAGGAAACUCUGCAGCAUCAGACAGACACGUUACAACAACAAAACAAAGAAGCCAUGGCAGCUUUUAAAAAGCAGUUACAGACAAGGAUGUUUGCCAUGGAAGAAGAAAAGGGAAAAUAUCAACUUGCUGUAGAAAUAAAAGAAAAAGAAAUUGAUGGAUUGAAAGAGACAUUAAGAGAAUUACAGAUUGCAAAAUACACGUUACAGAAGAAACUGAACGAAAUGGAUCAGAAAUUACAGAUGCACUUAACAGCGAGAGAAGAGCAUCACAAGAAACUGAAUGAAGUUGAGAGGUGUUAUGCUACUAUUGCAAGUCAAUUUGGAGUCGUUAAAGGUGUCCAUGGAAAAUUAGAGCACAGUGUACAGGAAGCAAUACAGCUCAAUAAGAAACUAACGUCAGUGAAUAAAAGACAAGAGACUGAAAUAAGUAAUCUGAAGGAAGAACUGAAGAAAGUAACUACAGACUUGAUAAGGUCCAAGGUCACAUCUCAGAACAGGGUGGGAGAAGAAAACAUCAAUCUUGCAGCAAAGGAAAAACAGUUUCAAGAACUGCAACAAAAAAUCAGAAUGGAGACAGCAAUCAGUGAAAGAGUUCAAGAAGAAAACGCUAACAUUAAAGAAGAGAAGCUAGAAAUCCUCAGCUCUCUACAAUGUGCGCAGAAGCAGCUUCAGCGAAUAACCCAAACGAAUGUUAGAAUGGAAAGUGAAUUAAAUGCACUGAGAGAAGAAUAUCAGACACUUGAAAGAGAUAAUGAGCUGCAAAGGGAGAAGGCAAAGGAAAAUGAAGAAAAGUUCCUUAAUCUUCAGAAUGAGCAUGAGAAAGCACUAAGAAUUUGGAAAAAAGAGGAAGAAACUUUGAGGAGAGAGAUGGACACUAUUAAAAAUGAGCUGAAUUCCCUUAAAGAGGCCCAAGGACAUCUUGAUGAUUGCCAUCUUCCUCAGGGAAACCAGCAUUCUGAGCAAGUUGAAAAUCUUCAGAUCCAUUCGACAGUUCAUCCUGUAACAAGAAAUAGUGGUCAAGAACAAUCAAAAGACAGUGAAAUACAGACUAUUCAGAAAGAAAACCAUUGUAUGCCAUCUAUACUAGGAAAAGACAAUAACUUUGGACAUGAAGAUGAAAUUGAAGUAAAAAACAUAGUGAACUUCUCCUUAGGCACCGAGGAGUUACAGAUAGAACCAAAGUUACAAUUUCUCGAGAACAGUUUAAAGGGUGAGAUUAACAUACCCAGCCCUUUGGAAGGAAAGGAAAAGGAAGCUUCUCCCAGGAAUACUCUCUGCGCAGACACUGAUUUAAUUACCCAAGGACAGAAGUUGGAAGUGCCUGUCACUGAAUGUAAAGAAGCAGAAAAUCUAGAAACAACAUGUAAAGUGCUACUGGAGGGAAACAGUGCAAAUGUACAACAAAAGCAACAGGACAGCAGUGGUCCAGCAGCAGCACAUCACACAGAAACAAGCAAGGCACUUCUAGAUGCUGCUGACAGAGCAGCAUCUCUUGUCUGUGAGAAAAAUGCAAUUCAAGAGAUGAACUCUAGUAACCAAGAACAGUGCAAUGCUACACACGAAUCAAUUUGUACUAAAGCAGACAAAAACUCAAGUAUCACAGAACUUGACAAAAGUGUUCUUACAACUGAAGCAUCCAAAAAAGAAUCUGAAGCAGCUGUUGGCACUGAGAAGAGUGCUGUGUGCGAAAGAAAUACAGGUAAUCAUCAGGUGAAUGAGUUCCAUUUUGGCAUCCUAUCUUAUGCUAAAGAAAAUUGUCAGACAGAACACCAGAAAUGUAGCUUGCUAAACAGUGACAAGGAUGUGGAUAACAGAUCACACAGAAUAGAGAAAAGCUUGUUAAAUCUGUGUGGUUUACCUAGAGAUAAAUUCCCUUUUAAACAGACGCGUGUAGAUGCUGAAGACAAUAAUUACAAUGAUAAUGCCUCAAACAGCAACAGAAGUGGUAUGCUAAGGCAUACUGGUUUUCCAGCAAUGGAUGCUCAAAAUUUACUAGCUGUUUAUUGCAAUGAUGCAAGUACUGAUAAAGCUGCAAAAGAACAUAGUAGUAACAUGCCUCUUACAAGUACUUAUAAUUUAUGCCCUGGAAAAAUAAAUAAGGGCAUAAAUGUGGAUGAUGUGCACAGCAAACAACCUGAACAUGACAGUACUGAGCAAUUAGGAGGUGACAGAAGUAUGUGUACCUUGAAUGCUGAAGCCGUGCCUCCCGUAAAGGAUGAUGGUCUUGACACUGGUCAAAAGGUCCCAGCAGAUGGAAUUGCUGCAGAUAAACUUAAUGAAGAAAUUCAGAUACAGCCCAUCAAAAAUGGACAUUUCCUGGACGUUAAUGAUAAAUCAGUAAAUAACACUGUGUUAAAACAGACCAAAGAUUCAGUGCACAGUACAGUUCCAGGAAAGAAGUUUGCUGAGGUUCACCUGAAGGAAUCAUGCUCUUUACCCAUGAGAACAUCUGAAAAUGUAAGUGGAAGGUCAUUCUUUGAUCUCUCAAGUUCAGAUAAAAAAGCUGAGAAAACUUCAGUAUGCUUCAAAUUUUUCGACCUCAGUUCUUGUUCAAGUGUAAAUCAAAUGAGAAGUCAGGCUGCAUGGACUUCAUCAUGCCAAGAACCUUCUGUUUUGAAAGAGAAACUACCAUGUCUAGUGGAAAACAAAAAGGUGAUUUCAAGAGUGCUGUUUCAAAACAACAGUGAAAAUGUUGGCAGGAAAGAGGUGGGACCAGGUUCUACCAGUUCUAACGGAGCCGCCGACACUUUGAAUACCUCUAGUAUCCACCGAGACCCCCAGGGAGACUCUACUGAAGAAUGGAAUGCUAUAGCAAAGACUUUUUAUGAUUCUUCUUUUCCCACAGAACAUAUGAAAGAAGGAUUUAAUGCUCUGAAUGAGCAGAAGUCAUCUCCCAUGACUUUAACUCCAGCACAAAGUGAAACACUCAGAGAUGAGGACAGAUGCCCUACUCAUAAUUCCACUGUACAAAACCAAAUAGAAGAAAUUGAGAAAUUCCUCAAUUUGGAAAGACUUUGUUCAUCAAGAAAAAGGAAACAUGAAGACCAGCAGUAAGAAGCAGCAGUAGGAGGUGACAGUUAAACAUGGUGGAUAAACCACUUCUGUAAGACAAGCUGGUAGAGGUAUUCCUAUAUAGUGUAUAUUCAUGUACUUUCACGUUUUAACUUGUUAUGAAUUUGGCCUGAAGUUAAAAGUUCACAAGUGAAAUGUUUUAAUAAACCUGUAAGUAAUAUUAAAUCACUCCCCAGAACUUCUAAUUGAAAUAGUUCAGUUUGGGUUGACAGACUGCUCUGUUUUUGAACACUGCUGUAACUGUUUCAAAGUAUAAUUGUUCUUUAGACUCACGCCACUUAGGGUUGCUGUAGUAGAUUAUGUCUAAAUACUGCCUCUUUCCUCACUAAAACAAGGGGUAUGACUCACUUACCAAGUUUCAUUCCUGGUUCACAUUUCUCCUCCUUCAGGAUAAUAGUAACCUCUCACUUCAGUUACUUACACUGUUACUUUCCUCAUCUACCUCCCUUCCACCCCACACCUCUUGUCAAAGAGCAAUCUUCAUAUGAGAAAACUUAAUAAACAACAACAAAAGAAACAAGGUAUUGCUACUGUUACUUAUUUCUAAUUAUAUAAGAAAAUCAACGAGAGAUUUUCCCACAUUUUAUUGCUUUUCUGUUGCAAUUUAGAAUGCUGUCUCCUUUAAACCAAUUGUACACAUUUUGGAAACAUUCACAAAUGGUCAAAGGUUUUGAAUAUAAUGUAUCUAUAGCGGGACAUUUCCAGGUUAUACUUUCUUUAGGUGUCUGAGAGACUGAGGAGACUGUUUUUGACUUGAUUCAAAUUUUGUUUCCAGGUGUUUAGAGUAUCGUACAAUUGCUGCCACUGCUGCUUUCCGAAAGUCCGAUGUGUGCUGUGACUAGAGAAGUAAAACAAAAUCAGAUGAUUACUAGAUGUAAUACUCACCUAACUAUUCUUUUACAGCAUCACUUCAAUCUCACACACGAGCAGGGAAGUUUUUAUUUUCUGUAAAAUGCUGCACUUCACCAGUUACAGAAGUCUGCAGCCUUCCCAAAUAUUUAAAGCAACAAUAGUCAUUAGUAUUCUUGUCACUAUUAGGUCAUUAAAUGAAAUGUGCUGGAAAAUAGGACUCUUUCAUUACAUAAGCUAAUCACAUUCAGUCUGAGCUUUAAUAAAAUUAUGAUAAAUAGCAACUACUUAACUACCACCAAGUGAUAGGAACAAUACCUCGACUCUAGUUAAAAUAUUCUACACCUGUAAGUGAAAUAAUUAGAACACACUAAGUCCUACAAAAUGCUAUGAAGAAUUAAGUCUUACCUGACAACUACUUUCCUCUGUGUCUGAUCUAUUUUGCAGUACACCAUCUUUGUCUUUACGGCUGCAAAAAAGAAAUGCUGUUUUAAGCCCUAUUUUCAAGACAAGGUGAUGUUACAUUGCUUAAGCCUCCUAAAAUGUUUUUGCUGAGAGUUUUAACCAUCUAAUAGGCAGAAAUCCAAAAUGAUGUUGUAAGAUGGACGUAUCUUCUUCUUAUUGAUGCCAAACUAAAUUAUUAAAGAAACGUGUAAUAAUAAUAAUAAAUACCCCUACAAAUUAAUAGCUUUAAUGGCAGGAAACAAAACCAGGUGACAAAUUAAACCUGCAGAUGAUUUAUUAUGCAGAAUUACUUGAAAUAUAUUUCCCAUGUCUGAGAAAGCAAUUCUUUCAAUGUCAGCUGUACAUUCAAGCACAGAAGUUUUACAGAUACAUCUAUACUGGAAUAGAAUAAAACAUUUCAAUAUUUAAUAUUAACUCAGAAGAUUAUAUAAGGUAUAGUUAAUUAGCAUUGUAUAAAGUACUUUGUUACAGUUCUUACCAUCAAUAACAAAUGCUUCUACAUCAUCAGCUCCAAUCUGAAGUUCCUGUUGCAUUGUGUCAAAUGAUAUUUCUUUAUUCUCUACAGCCAUACCCAUAAAAGUAAGUAGCCUCAUUUUUGCCAUAUUCUGUUCAUGCAACAAGCCUGUGUGAAAAGUAUUGACAGUUUAUGGAUAUUAAUUCAAUAAUAUCUAAUUUGCUUUUCAUGGUUUUUACUAUAUAUCCUUGCAGUAAUUUAGAAUUUCACAUAAUGAAAACACCCUAUCUGGCUUUAUCAAUGUUUUUUGAGGUAAUAUUUAUUUCUGCAUCCUCCUCGUGUUCUGCUAAAAACACCUGGUUUAGUUAUUAAUUCAUCAUGAAAAUGAACAUCCAAAAAGAGGAGAGUGGAGAUUUUUUGAACCACUAAGGACAUCAUCUUUACAGAACUCGGGUGGUAAGAGCACAAGUGAUGUUUUUAGUUGGAUCAACAGGAAACAGAGCCAUGCAAUGCAAGAAAAAUAACUGGUGAUGUCAAAGCCUUCCUCCAGCCUCACUGCUCAUUCUCAGGUAGGUGCUUAAAAAAACUGUAAUGGUUCUGCAGCAAGUGUUCUUCAAGUACAUGUAAAGAGAUGCUAAGAUGUGUCAGAUCUUUUGCAGGGUAGCAUGAAUGGCAACACAAAGAACUGAACUUUGAGCUUGGCACAUGGAAAUCUGAGUUCUCACUCCUGUAAAAGUGCAGGCGAACAGAGCUGCACCUGGAUAAGCCAAAGCCUUUCUUUAUCAAGUUCUCCAGGGCACCAACUAAGCUUCACUGGAAGUUCCUUUAAGAUGAAUGGCAAUCAUUUGGUUUCGGAAUGACAUUAUAAGCAUCCACAUGGCUUCAGUAAAUAUUUAAGUUUGGAAUUUAUAACAUCCAUACUCCAAUAGGAAAGCACAUUAGCAGAGGACAUCAUGUUGUGUUAAUUAGCUGUAAUUAUGAUGCAGGCUCCCUAUUUGGCACCAAUUCAACAAAAAUGUGAUCACUAUAACUCAUAUGGAUGAGAAGCAUCAGAAAAUAUACCUAACCAAGUUUAAUGGAAAUCUACAAGCAUCAAAAAAUCAAUUAGCGUACAUUAACCCUAAUUAACAAAUGCAAAUGAGAUGCUGAUUAACUUUCUGAAAAAGGCUGCUGAUGAUACCAGAUUAAAUGUGGCCAUGUUAGGGCGAUUCAGUUGACACAGAUAAUGCUACUGCUGGCCCAAGUUGUCAGCAUUAAUAAAACAACAAAUUGUAACAAACUGAUGCCACCUGUAGGAGCCUUCAUUGCACAUCUUUCUUGGACUAAUUGUAAUUGGUUCUGAUCCAAGUAAAGCUAAUAGUAUUUUAGAUCUGUUGCAAAAUCAACAACAUCCUUUUUUAUUUUGAAGCUCAAUACUUGAGAAAAUGUUGAGGAAGAGAAUGAUUAAAAACACUUGUUUUGGGGAAGAGAUCCAGGUGUUUCAGAGAAUUGUUGAAUGCCUCCUCUAACAAUCAUACUGUUUUCUAUACUGAUCUGCCUUUUUUCUUUUUUAAGGCAUAGGUGAAAGACGUAGAACAAGUUCCAAGCAUUCCAGUUUGAACUACUUCAGAAUCUCUACCUCCUUCAUAGCUGAAAGACAAUCAAAACUCUCUGAGUGUGCCAUAAAGGUGAGAAAUCAAGGUAAGGGGAAGGUUGUUUUACAAAACAGCUAUACAUAUACUUAAGGAUUUUACUAGUAUAACCUGAAUACCAGACUUAUUGAAAAGAUGUAGACCUUGUAUUCAUGGAAUUAAACACAGACACAGGAAGGCAAAGAAAAAUAAAUCGUGAUUAUUGUAUGACGUACAGAUAUAACUGUGUUUUCAUCAAAUACUUCCAUGGGUAAGUACUGAACAGAUAAACCAUUUCAACACAUAAAAGUAAUUUCUAUAUAUAUAUAUGUAUAUAUAUAAAAAAACAACCCCUCUCCUCUUAGAAAGUAUGAAACAUCCUUAUAGUUAAUGUUCAGAUAAAAAGACAAAAGAUAACACUAUCCUAUACACACAGUUACAAACUACUGAAAACUUACUGAUUUUUAUCUUAAAAACCCCAAAAACUAUCAUUUUAGUACUCAGAAUACCAGCAUUUUUAAGCUCUGAGCAUAAUUAUUCUCAGAAUUAGACCACGCUUCAUUAAAAAAAAUAAUGCCUAUGUUAAAAGGCUGCACUAAACUCAGUUUUUUGUACAACUGUGCCUUUAUUCAAAUGCAUUCACUUUGUGUUCAAGUGUCAUUUCAAAAUCAAAGUUAUAAAAAAAAUAAUAAUCAGAUUUUUAUGGAAACAUUUAUUCAUUACUAAUAUGUCAAAACCUUAAUGCAGUAAUAAAAAAACCUGCAUCAUUGAGCAAUUUCUGCAUUGUCACUGACCCCUGUCCUAAAAAGCUGGAAUAUAAAAAACGUAAUUUUAAUGCAUGCAAUAGCUUAUGAACCAGUGCUCCUUUGAAACAGUCAAUUACACAUCCACGGGGGAGUGUCAAAGUGUUAAUUACUACUCCUUUUUUCCACAGUGUGUAAAUAAAGAGGGUGCUGACAUUAACAUUCCAUCACAUUGCUUCAUGUGAUGAAACAAAUUAACUGGGACAGACUGUGACUUGCUAGGUCUAAUGCAUCAGCACAUGCACACACACGUACGCUAGUCUGCAUGUUUUACCUUACUGUUCAGGGGAAGUAUUUGAAGUAUUUGCUGUUAUGAAGUUAGUGUUUUUUAAAAUGCUCACUAAGAGUUUUAUACAAGCUGCUGUCUCACUUAUUGAAGUUGUCAUCUCCGACCCAGCCUGAUGUACCAAUGCACUAAAUAUCCCCUCCAAAAGGGUUUAAAUGAACGAAGCAGAGAAAAACAGAUUCCUACUUGAAACCCUCAAAAUAGUUUGUCCUAGCAUAGAUUACAAACCACACGUAGACAGUCCAUUUCAAGUCUAAUCCACUGUUUAGGAAAAAAAAAUGACACCAAGAAAAAAAUCACUAUUAAAAUUGUCUUUUGGUAUUUGGGUUGGAACUGAAGUCCUUUGUCGGUUCCAUUAUCAUAAGCCAUGACAGAAACAUAACGACUUGAAAACUUACCAAGUGAGUCAAUGAAGUCUUUGUUGUUCUGAUAAAACUUGACAUAGGAUACUAGUUUAGCGCUUACAAAAA